Messenger RNA from Talaromyces marneffei, 855 nucleotides. RefSeq lists its product as uncharacterized. Gene Ontology annotation, molecular function: nucleic acid binding. Lineage: Eukaryota; Fungi; Ascomycota; Eurotiomycetes; Eurotiales; Trichocomaceae. The record is from RefSeq and is a predicted model, not a curated record. The transcript is spliced from 2 exons. Bases 1 to 855 code for a protein of 284 amino acids.
AUGGGUUCCCAAACGGCAUCAUCUCUGACCGAGGCACACACCUGGCACCCGCAAACUGAUGGACAAACUGAAAGAAUGAAUGCUGUUAUUGAGGAUUAUCUACGGAAACACUGUAACUAUUUUCAGACGGAUUGGAAAGACCUCCUGCCUAUAGCUGAACUUGCUAUUAAUAACCGGAUAUCGACAUCAACAGGCAUGAGCGCCUUCUUCCUGGAAUAUGGUUAUGAUCUCGAAGUAAUUGACCUACGAGAAACAACCCACGAACCCACGACACGACGCAAAGAACGUGAGAUCGCAAAAGGGAUUGUCGAGAAACUAGCACAGGCUACAGAGUUGGCCCAGACUGAAUUAGCAGCCACACAACAACGCAUGGAGGAAUCUGCGAACCGGCACCGAGACGCCGCCUACGACUACAGAAUCGGGGACAAAGUCUGGCUCAAUCUACGCAAUAUCCGCACCAAUAGACCCUCCAAAAAGCUUGAUGAUCGACAUGCUAAAUACACAGUCCUGGAGAAAGUUGGAACCCACGCAUACCGGCUGGAUGUAGGGGGACAAAUACACGAUGUCUUCCACACUUCGCUACUACGGCCUGCUUCGCAAAAUCCCUUCCCGUCUCAGGAAUUAGCAGAUUACCAGCCUCCAGGCGUAUUGAUCGAUGGUGAAGAAGAAUGGGUUGUCGAACGGAUUGAAGCAGAGCGCUCUGUCAAGCGAGGACGAGGGUAUUCGCGACAAUAUCUGGUCAAGUGGCUGGGGUAUGCGGAACGACAGUGGGUGCCAGCGCGGAACCUAGAGGACACCAUUGCGUUGGAUAGUUGGGAAGCCGCGAAGGGGGAGGGGGGUAAUGUUAUGAGCUGA